Urocitellus parryii (Arctic ground squirrel) is the source of this 1570-nucleotide messenger RNA. Lineage: Eukaryota; Metazoa; Chordata; Mammalia; Rodentia; Sciuridae. The record is from RefSeq and is a predicted model, not a curated record.
AUGGAGGAGGAGCUGGCGUGGGAGACCCACGGCUUGCUUCCCCUGGAGAGGCAGCUCCAUGAGGCCGCCCAAAAGAACAACAUUGGGAAGAUGAAGGAGCUGAUGGGAAGGAGGGUUAACAUCCGGGCCAGAAAUCACGUGGGCAGGGUGGCCCUGCACUGGGCUGCGGGUGCAGGUCAUGAGCAGGCUGUGCGGCUGCUCCUGGAACACAAGGCUGCUGUGGAUGAUGAGGACGCGGUAGGGUCCCUCUUGGAGGCGUGUCUGUGUUUUGGGAUGAACGCGCUUCUCCUGUCUGCCUGGUUUGGUCACUUGCGAAUCCUCCAGAUCCUGGUCAACUCUGGGGCCAAGAUCCACUGUGAGAACAAGGAUGGCCUGACUCUGCUGCACUGCGCAGCCCAAAAAGGCCAUGUGCCUGUGCUGGCGUUCAUAAUGGAGGACCUGGAGGACGUGGCCCUGGACCACGCAGACAAGCUGGGAAGGACCGCGUUUCACAGGGCUGCUGAGCACGGGCAGCUGGAUGCUCUGGACUUCCUCGUGGGCUCUGGCUGUGACCACAGUGUCAAAGACAAGGAGGGGAACACAGCCCUUCACCUGGCUGCUAGCCAGGGUCACAUGGCUGUGUUGCAGCGCCUUGUGGACAUCGGGCUGGACCUGGAGGAGCAGAAUGUGGAAGGUCUGACAGCUCUGCAUGCGGCUGCUGAAGGAGUGCACCCCGACUGUGUGCAGCUGCUCCUCAGGGCCGGGAGCGAUGUGAAUGCCCUCACCCAGAAAAGGCUGAGCUGCCUCCACUACGCAGCUCUUGGUGGCUCUGAGGACAUGUGCCGGGCCCUCAUUCAUGCAGGAGGCUGCACCAAUGUGGCUGAUCAUCAGGGUACUUCUCCUGUGCACCUGGCUGUGAGACACAACUUCCCUGCCCUGGUCCAGCUCCUCAUUGAGGCCCACAGUAACCUGGAUGCCAUCGACAAUAGGCAGCAGACACCCCUCCACCUGGCCGCUGAGCACGCCUGGCAGGACAUAGCAGAGAUGCUCCUCGUGGCUGGGGUCGACUUAACCCUGAGAGAUAAGCAAGGAAAAACCGCCCUGGCAGUGGCCGCCCGCAGCAACCACGUCAACCUGGUGGACAUGAUCAUAAAAGCAGACCGUUUCUACAGGUGGGAGAAGGACCACCUUUCAUGCAGGGACCCCAAUGACUCCUCGGGGAAGAGCUUGUCCUUUAAGCAGGACCAUCGGCAAGAAACACAGCAGUUCCGCUCUGUGCUGUGGCGACUGGCCUCCAGGUAUCUGCGGCCCCAGGAGUGGAAGAAGCUGGCAUGUUCCUGGGAGUUCACCGAGGCACACAUCUAUGCCAUCGAGCAACAGUGGACAGGCACCAGGAGCUAUCAGGAGCAUGGCCACAGGAUGCUGCUCAUCUGGCUGCAUGGCGUGGUCAUGGCUGGUGAGAAUCCCAGUAAAGCGCUGUUCGAGGGCCUGGUGGCCAUUGGCAGGAGGGACCUGGCUGAGAGUAUUAGGAAGAAAGCAAAUGCUGAGCCGAAGGCCCCCAGGAGGUGCACAGCCAUGUAAUCAGGGGCCA